AUGCACUUCCUCUGUCUGUUGAUCAAUAUGAAUACUAACACGCUUAGGGUCGAUGAUAUACAAGACAACUCACUAUUGAGACGAGGCUCUCCUGCCACACAUACCAUUUUUGGGAUUAGCCAAACAAUUAACUCAGCCAACCUUUUGCUGAUGAAGGCUUUGAAAGCAGUGACGACUCUAUCCCCAAGUGCUGUUUCCAUUUUUACAAACAGUCUCAUAGAAGGUCAUAUUGGCCAAGGAAUGGAUCUAUAUUGGACACAUCAGACGAAUAUACCGACUAGAGAGGAAUACUUCACUAUGGUUGACGGCAAGACCGGUGGCCUAUUUGUUCUUAUGGCCGAACUGAUGCGCUCCGAAGCAACCACGAACAAUGAUCUUGAUGCGAAGCUCCUCAUGAGCACCGUUGGCCGCUUCUUCCAGGCCCGCGAUGACUACCAGAAUCUUCAAGACGCAGAUGUACCGACAUUGACCAAGUUAUGCGCACAGUACACGGAGCAAAAAGGAUUCGCAGACGAUCUGAGCGAAGGCAAGAUCUCUCUACCUCUACUCUUCGCUCUGGAGGCGAAAGGACCAGAGCGUGGCCGAUUGCUCAGUAUCCUACAGCAACGAAAGACUACUGGUUCCAUAUCUGUUGAGUUGCGGAAGUUGGCACUGCAAGAUAUCGUAGCCGCGGGAGGACUGACACGUACAAAAGGGGUCAUACUCAAUUUACAAGAGGAAGUGAACAAUUUAUUGGCGCGGUUUGAAGAUAGGGCUGGGGAGAGGAAUUGGAUUUUUAGACUGAUGAAGAAGCGGUUAGAGCUUUGA
This is a messenger RNA of Penicillium atrosanguineum, 807 nucleotides long. Its product is annotated as FPP/GGPP synthase family protein. Gene Ontology annotation, biological process: isoprenoid biosynthetic process. The coding region runs from base 1 to 807 and encodes 268 amino acids. The record is from RefSeq and is a predicted model, not a curated record. Gene Ontology annotation, molecular function: prenyltransferase activity. The transcript is spliced from 3 exons. NCBI's taxonomy places the organism in Eukaryota, Fungi, Ascomycota, Eurotiomycetes, Eurotiales, Aspergillaceae.